CAUGAUCUAAUAUGAAUGAUCGCUCUGCAGAAAAACUGGAGGAAGCCCAGAGGUAUUGACAACAGAGUGCGCAGGCGCUUCAAGGGUCAGAUGUUGAUGCCCAACAUCGGUUAUGGGAGUAACAAGAAGACCAAACACAUGCUGCCCUCUGGAUUCAGGAAGUUCUUGGUCCACAAUGUCAAGGAACUUGAAGUCCUCAUGAUGAGCAACAAGUCCCAUUGUGCAGAGAUCGCCCACAAUGUGUCUUCAAAGAACAGGAAGAUCAUUGUAGAGAGGGCCGCUCAGUUGGCCAUUAAGGUCACAAACCCCAACGCCAGACUUCGCAGCGAGGAGAAUGAAUAAUAUGGUUUUCUUGUUGUCUUUUCAAUAAAGUGAAAGUGUUAACUA
This is a messenger RNA of Sinocyclocheilus grahami, 387 nucleotides long. Its product is annotated as 60S ribosomal protein L32-like. Gene Ontology annotation, cellular component: cytosolic large ribosomal subunit; ribosome. Gene Ontology annotation, molecular function: structural constituent of ribosome. Gene Ontology annotation, biological process: translation. Bases 16 to 342 code for a protein of 108 amino acids. NCBI's taxonomy places the organism in Eukaryota, Metazoa, Chordata, Actinopteri, Cypriniformes, Cyprinidae. The transcript has 2 exons. The record is from RefSeq and is a predicted model, not a curated record.